CCCGAGAUUUAGCAAAUGAAUCCAAACACACGUGCCAAGAACAUUUCACUGCCAAAGUGGCCAAUUGAAAGCACACGAUCGAGCGUGGAUAGGGCAUGGUAAAUGACGCUCUGCCCGUCUACCAAGCCACCGGAUGUCUGGUUCCCCGCAGUCUUUACGCACGGAGAGCGCACGGAGAGUUUGCAAGCACGCAUGGGGAUCCCUCCCUCUCAGGCUGUCCGUGGCCUCCUCGCCCCGGCCGGCAGUUACAAGACUCAGAGUAACCCUCCCGAUCCCCCGUUUCCCUCUCCCUACCAUUCCUCUGAAGAAAAGACCCGGCAUUACGUCAGAAAGUGCUAGGCAAGCAAGACCGCGUCUUAGGAGCUAUUCGUAGGCAUUGCUGCCAAACCCGGCUUCGGACUGCUCACGCGCUCACUGCAGCCAAUGCAAUUCACUAAUGCAACUCUUUUAAAAACAGCACAAGUAUGUGGCACAAUUGCGCAGAACAACUGGUGUCGGCAGAGUAACGAUAAAGAGUCGGCUGUUUUACCCUUUUACUGAAAAGACCAUGACAUGAUGAAGCAACGGAUGUUUUUUACGCACAGAGAUUUCUGCAGCAUUUUUUUGUCUUUGAUUCUUUGCUGAUCUCAAAGACAACAUGCCCCACGCUCGAAAUAGGAACCCUAGCCCCAUCCCAGAGGUAACAUGGGACACAGGACUGAAGGAGAUGAACGAGACCUGGAAAGGAGCUAUUGCCUGUCUCGGGGUGGCCAUCUUCUUUGUCAUGACCAUCGGGAUCAUAUAUUGGCAGGUGGUGGACCAGCCCAACAAGAACUGGAUCCUUAGGGGGACAUUUAGCGGAUUGAUCUGGGAGAGAAGAACCCGCUCGCUUGUCAUACAGACCCUAACGGAGGACAAGACCUUUGUGGAAAUAGACGUCGGAAAUGUGGGGAACCCCGAAAUCGAGGUUUCCUUCGUGAGGAAUAUGUGCUGGUUGAAUAAAACGGAGUUCUGCUAUACGUGGGACUCUGUGGCCGAGGUGAAGAUCUCGCUGGAGGUGAAUGAGGAGACGGAGACGGAGUGUUACAGUAUGACUUGGACGCCGGUGCACUGCCAUGUGGAGCUGAAGGACUGCUUCUCCAUGACCAACGUGUCAUGGUACGGCGGAGCCGGCGUCCGGGGCCAGACCUGGCCCAUCAACGAUCAGAACGCCACCACGCAGCCCUUCGUCGUGAGCGAUCUCAAGGACAAUCCCUCCGGCUUUGGCUCGGCCCUGGAACGCUACUUCCUGGGCUCCUCAGGCGUUGCCGUGUUUGUGUCUCCCGACGUUCCCCUGCAGCUGGGGAUGGACAGCAGACAGCAGUUCUGCCUGCAGUCGCUCCCCAGUUUGGAGCGUCUCCCUCUGCAGUACACCGUGUGCGUGGCCCGCGACGUCAAAGCCGCUCACCAGGAGGCAGCGCAGCAACUCUCCCGCCACAGCAGGGAGCUGCCCAACAUGGACGUGCUGUGGCUGCCGUUCUGGAAGCUGCUCGCGUACGUGGAUUCGGGGCCGAAGGUGGAGAGGGAGCUGAGGACCUUCUCUAAUCGUCUGAAGAGACACCAGCUUGGGGAGGGAGUCAUCAGCCUCAAUGAACAUUCCACCACCCUCCUCUCCGACAUGGACCACGACUACCUCAAAAGCAGGAAAAGGGGGAUGACCAAGAGACUGACCAGGGACCUCCCACUUGUCAAGCUUCUCAACAUUUCCAUCACUCUGUCCCCUUUCCUGGGCGUGGACACCACACAGUUCCACGCCUCCCUCUUGGACGGCACCCAGGCCUACUGGCUCGGUCUCCCCUCGGCCCCUCAGGGACACCUGAUCCCCGUGAUGAGUCAGUGGCGAGGAAAGUUCUGCGUCAAGCUGAACGUCACCAACCCCGGAGCGGUGAGCUGGUUCCUGGACAGGGUGGGAGCCCUGCAGGCCCAUCUGGGGAUGGAGUACGUCAUGCUGGAGGGGGGCGAGGGGAAUCUGUUUGAGGAGCAAGUCCUGCGUCCGCCGCAGACUCUCGGGGGAGACGAGUACAUCGGCCUGCUGGCCGACCUGGCCACACGGAUCGGAGACUCCACCAUUGUGACGGCGGGGACACGCUCAAACCACAAGCCUCUGUUCGUGAGGAUGACCCCCAUGCAGUCAGACUGGAGCCCAAUGGGCCUGAAGGGCGUCAUUCCCUCCCUGCUGCACCACACUCUGCUGGGAUACAACUUCCUCAUUCCUGAUGCAGUAGGUGGCUCUCUGUCUGGAAACCUCGUCACGGAUGAGGAGUUGUUCAUUCGUUGGCUGGAGAUCGCUGCUUUCCUCCCUGUUAUCAGCUUCCACACGCCGCCCUGGGUCUAUGACGAGGACUGGGUGUUGAACCUGACGCGGGCCUACAUAGCGAAGCACCAGAGCGACGUGGUCCCGCUGAUAGAAAAGUACGCGCAGGAGUGGCGGACGACGAGGAGCCCCGUCUACCGGCCCGUGUGGUGGCUCAGCCCCAGCGACCCCGUGACCUUCACCAUCGACGACCAGUUCCUCAUCGGCGACGAGGUCCUGGUGGCCCCGGUGGUGGAGAAGGGGGCGGUGCAGAGGGAUAUUUACCUACCCGACGGGGGCUUCCAGUGGCAGGACAGCCAGAACGCUCGGGUGUUCGACGGGGGGACGUUCCUCCGGGACUACCCGGUGCCCUUGGAGGAGGUGGCGGUUUUCUUACGGAGGAGCUGAGGUCACGUGACCCGACGAGUCACCCCCGUUGCGGUUUUUCAAUCAGAUUCUUUUGUUUCGUUUUGUUGUCGUGCUGUUGUCAAAUUGCACUUUUCCACUGAAGACCAUUGACCUUGUCUCGAGGCUUGAGAUGAUAUGUAGAAAGAUGUUUUUUUAUACUUGCACUUUACAGUUCAAAAUGAUUUUCUUCUUCUUCUUCUUUCUGUGAACAUUUCUUUCUUUCUUUUUUUUUUUUUAAAUGAUCAGUUUUUACCUCUAGGCUGAUUUGCUUCUGGACUUUAAAAAACAUUUUUUGCUUCGUCUGUAAAAAAAAAACCUGCGUUUACACACUGCAUUUCUACAGUCUUUACAUUUUGGACCGCCUGCUGGCCUCUCUUGAUGAUGAGGAGGAACAAAGCAAGCCCCCCCUUUGCUUAAAAUGAAUCCCUCAAGGAGAACGAAUCACAGAGAGCUCCGCAGAGAGGCUUUUACUUGAACUUAUCAGGCCAACGGGCUGAUGUUUAAUGAAUGUACCUCCUCUACGGUCAUCACACACAACAAACUAUCCCCCUAAAGCACUUAUUCUUUAGAGUUUAGCUCCAUGUAUCGUGUUUGUUGGACAAUUCAGACUGUCCUUUAGUACUGUAGGCCGGAUGAGCCAAUGUAAUUGGCACUCUGGCUAUAUUUGAGUUUAGAUAGAUGCUACGAUUUGUAUUAAGCUGCUGUGCUGAGGGCUUUUAAAUAGGGCUGCACUUCUUUUUACCAAGUCUGUCUGAUGUUGAGUUAUCAAUGGUCUAAGUCAGGGGCAAACGGAGUUCUGAAGAAAGCCUUGUAGACAAUGCCACAGGUCAAAAUGAGACGUCUAAUCGGACAGUUUGACACAUAGAGAAACGCACCGGUUUGAUUACCUGCAGAUAGUCGUCAGGUGAGAAGACUGACAGCUGCACUGCUGUCACGUCUGUGAAUGAGUAAAUAUCAAGGGAGCCGCUUGGCUUAGCAGCAGUGUUCAAAAUGGAAACACGGGGGAACGGCUACUCUGGUCCAGAGCUGACAAAAUCACACUCAAUAAUUAGAAACUUAUAUUUCUUGAACGCGUAUAAAAAAAUAAAAAAAAAAGAAUGGGGACUUUAGGAGGGACGGACUUUUUCUUGGACAGAAGCGGUGACUGUUUUCUCUCGGGAAGGCUUUCUAUUAAUCGCACAGAUACAAGAGAUACAGAUACACAGAUACAAGAGAUACAGAUACACAGAUACAAGAGAUACAGAUACACAGAUACAAGAGUGGCAUCAAUACAAGGAAGCAAAUAGAUGCAUUUCCCCAAAUGACUAACUACACCUCAAUAAAAGACAAAAAUACAUAAAUAGGAUGCAUUCGUAUGUAUGACGUCUUACAGUGGUCAUUUAAUUUAACCACAAUUGAAUCCCAGAUCAUUGAAUAAAAGGACACAGGGGUGUGGUGGCCACUUCACAUGAACCUUGAUAAGUUACGUGGUCACAUUUGCAUCCAUCACGGAUUACUUGUGGAAAAUAUUACUUUUUUUUUCGUGCUUUAAACUAACUGUAAAUGAGAUAACUGCUUUUCUAAGAGUAAAUAUAAACUAGGCCAUGGAGAAACCCCCAUGACGCCGCCUUGCUCUAUGUAGAGUUAAAUAGUUGCCUUCUCUUUUCACCAGAUAAUCUUAAGUGGCCGGCCGUGAUGAGGCAGACCCUGAAACCUUUAGUGAAUGCUUUUACCACUAAACGAACUGUGUGAUUUUGAUCCAACACGUUCACCGGAUCAACUUGAACACUCAGGUACACCUAUAAGCUUAUCAAAAAUCACCAAAUGUCUUAGUGCAACACAGUAUGUUGUGAACACAUCUACGUCUUAAUCUCUCCACAAAAAACUGAAUGUACAAUAGAGAAACUGUGAUUUCACAACAGAGCCCUUCACGCGAGGAGCUUUUCUAAAUCCUGGUCGAAUGCUUUGAAUUCAUGCUGUUCUUAUGUUCCCUUACAGGUUGCAGAAAGAAAAAAAAAAGUGUUAUUGUGUUAUUCCUUCCCUCCAUAGACUGAGCAAAUCAUGCUCCUCAAUAUGCCACUCUUAAAUCUGGACUACGUGCAUGUCUGGAUUAUUGCAGUAUCCGCAAUGUACAUAAUACGAUGACUGUGCCAUUACAAGUGUUUUUCUCAUCUCUAAAUCAGAGAACUUAGAAUGAUAAAGUCGCAAUAAAGUUUACAUUUUCUUACUUCA
Molecule: messenger RNA, 4930 nt
Organism: Pungitius pungitius (ninespine stickleback)
Lineage: Eukaryota; Metazoa; Chordata; Actinopteri; Perciformes; Gasterosteidae
Product: SITS-binding protein
Exons: 11
Coding region: 638-2719 (693 amino acids)
Source: RefSeq, a predicted model, not a curated record